This is a messenger RNA of Cladocopium goreaui, 1300 nucleotides long. The record is from the annotation of a GenBank genome assembly. Lineage: Eukaryota; Dinophyceae; Suessiales; Symbiodiniaceae.
GGCACGCCCUGGCGGCCUUGCGCCAUGUCGAACCGCUUCAGCAGCAUCGCGAAACGCAGCAGUCGCCACGGGCGUCCCUUACUGGUGCUGAAGGUAGGGACUUCCAGCCUGGUCGUAUCAGAUAGCAACGGUCAUCGUUUGCGACUUGCACUGGUGUCUCAACUCGUUGAGGUGAUUGCCGAGCUGCGCCAGCGUGAUUACCAAGUGGUUCUGAUCUCUUCAGGUGCCGUUGGGAUGGGCUGCAUGAAACUGGGCAUUCCCAAGCCACAAGAUUUGCGGAAGAAGCAAGCCGUGGCAGCUGCGGGGCAGAGCCAGCUGAUGCGCAUGUACGAGGAUCUGUUUGGAACAAUCCGGAUUCAAGUUGCACAGCUGCUACUGAGCCAGGGAGAUUUUGCCCAAAAAGAGCAUUGGAGCAAUGUGAAGGUCACCAUCAUGGAAUGCCUUUCGCUGGGCGUGGUUCCCAUCAUCAACGAGAAUGACUCCACCAACACGGCAGAGCUACGCUUUGGGGACAACGACAAUUUGGCGGCACUGACAGCUGUUCAGCUGGAGGCUGAUGCACUCUGUCUCUUCACCGACGUCUCCUGCGUCUAUACCGCGAACCCGCGGACCAACCCAGACGCCAAGCCACUGUUCGUGGUUCCAGAGCCAUGGGCGCUGAAAGUGGAAACAAAGGAUGCGGGCAGCGGCCUUGGCACUGGAGGCAUGUCUACGAAAAUCCUGGCUGCGCGCACUGCUUCGGUGUCAGGUAUCCCUUGUUUGCUGAUCAACAGCAGCUUCCCUCGCCGGAUAUUGGCUUUGUUGGACUACGUGCCCAACGAAGAUCCGGAGGCACUACCCGAAGAAGCCACCUACUUCAUGGCCAUGGAUGCAGCACAGACAGUCCACGACACGAGAAGAUGGAUUUUGUCCUUACCAGUCAGUGGUCAAGUGGAGUUGGACAAGGGUGCUGCCAAGGCCUUGGGGUCCAAAAAGAGCUUGCUGGCUGCUGGCGUCACGGAAGUGCAGGGCUCGUUCUUGCGGAAUGAAGCGCUGCGGAUUUGUCAUGAGGGCAAUGAGAUCGCACGAGGGAUCAUCAAUUUUUCAUCCGAGGAGUUGUCCAAGAUUAUGGGCCACAGCAGCCAUCGCUUCGAGGAUCUCCUGGGCUUUUCCUGCUGUACAGAGGCUUGCUACCGCAACAAUAUAAUCCUCACGACGUCGGCAGACUCGCUUCAAAAUAUCGAAGUGCCCUUGCACCAACGACGAAUGUCGAGAGAUUAUUCCCGGAAUUUCGAUGCUUCAACCUCUUGAUGGUGAUGCU